UGGGUGUCAAAGGAAUAGAAUGCCCUCUUUCAAACUGAGCACAGCAGGAACCUGUAACAGGAACACAGCAACUUGUUGAAUGAAUGACAAUAUUGGAAAACAUACAUUUCCUCCUCUCCCCAUCAUAGUCCCUCUGCUUCCGUGUUAACUCCAUAGACAGGCCAGCACAACCAGCCUUGCAGCCUGAGAUAAGGCCUUUGGCGGGUGUCUCCCCUAUCGCUCCCUCAAGCCCUCAAGUAGGUGUUGGAGAGAGGGGUGAUGCCUGGUGCUGGUGGAACCCCUGCACAGAGACGGACACAGGAUGAGCUCUAAGUACCCGCGGUCUGUCCGGUGCUGCCUGCCCCUCUGCGCCCUAACACUGGAAGCAGCUCUCAUUCUCCUCUUCUAUUUUUUUACCCACUAUGACGCUUCCUUAGAGGAUCAAAAGGGGCUCGUGGCGUCCUAUCAAGUUGGCCGAGAUCUGACCGUGAUGGCGGCCGUUGGCUUUGGCUUCCUCAACUCAAAUUUGCGGAGACACAGCUGGAGCAGUGUGGCCUUCAACCUCUUCAUGCUGGCGCUUGGUGUGCAGUGGGCAAUCCUGCUGGACGGCUUCCUGAGCCAGUUCCCUCCUGGGAAGGUGGUCAUCACACUGUUCAGUAUUCGGCUGGCCACCAUGAGUGCUAUGUCGGUGCUGAUCUCAGUGGGUGCUGUCCUGGGGUACGUCAACUUGGUGCAGUUGGUGGUGAUGGUGCUGGUGGAGGUGACAGCUUUAGGCACCGUGAGGAUGGUCAUCAGUAAUAUCUUCAAAGUUUGCUCCUAAAUCUUAAAAUAUGGAAAGCACCUCAUGCGGCUAAAUAUUUUGAUGACCAAGUUUUCUGGAAGUUUCCUCAUUUGGCUGUUGGAUUUUAAGCAAAAGCAUCCAAGAAAAACAAGGCCUGUUCAAAAACAAGACAACUUCCUUUCACUGUUGCCUGCAUUUGUACGUGAGAAAUGCUCAUGACAGCAAAGUCUCCUUAUGUAUAAUGAAACAAGGUCAGAGACAGAUUUGAUAUUGAAAAAUAAAAGACUAAAAACUUA
Molecule: messenger RNA, 1056 nt
Organism: Pan troglodytes (chimpanzee)
Lineage: Eukaryota; Metazoa; Chordata; Mammalia; Primates; Hominidae
Product: RH-like protein IC
Exons: 5
Coding region: 302-799 (165 amino acids)
Biological process (GO): ammonium transmembrane transport
Cellular component (GO): plasma membrane
Molecular function (GO): ammonium channel activity
Source: RefSeq, a predicted model, not a curated record